This is a messenger RNA of Lactuca saligna, 414 nucleotides long. The record is from the annotation of a GenBank genome assembly. NCBI's taxonomy places the organism in Eukaryota, Viridiplantae, Streptophyta, Magnoliopsida, Asterales, Asteraceae.
AUGGGGUGCGGAUUACUUGCACGGGGGUGGAGACGUUUAUUUAGGCUUCAAGAGCAUACGUAUGUGGAGCUAUGUGUGGAAUUUUCGCUUCCGCCCAUUUCGAAAAAUGGGACGAAGGAGAUUACUCUUACUAAGCUUGCAUGGAGGCUGGAUCCGUACAAUCGAUUAGAUGUACUGGUAGAUGAUGAGGUUAACGUUCCAAGGGAUCAUCGGAAUGUGACGCCGAGGGUGGAGGAUUACGAGCCUAGAGGGUAUUCUAUGGAGGAUAUGAUUCAUUACAUGUCGAUGGUCCCCUCGGCUGGAGCUCGUAGACGUUAUACUUACAUUCCUUCUUGGGAGGAGAAAUUGGUUGAGUGUGGAGGUGGUACGGGAAUGAGUGGUGCAAAUCAGGAUGGAGCUGACGAGGACGAUUGA